This is a messenger RNA of Lithohypha guttulata, 2298 nucleotides long. RefSeq lists its product as uncharacterized. Gene Ontology annotation, cellular component: cytoplasm. The transcript is spliced from 3 exons. Gene Ontology annotation, molecular function: oxidoreductase activity. Bases 1 to 2298 code for a protein of 765 amino acids. NCBI's taxonomy places the organism in Eukaryota, Fungi, Ascomycota, Eurotiomycetes, Chaetothyriales, Trichomeriaceae. The record is from RefSeq and is a predicted model, not a curated record.
AUGUACAGUCGGCGGCAAUGCUGUAUCGGCAUUUCUCUCCUGGCGACUCUCCGCGACGAACGCUUGCGACGUUACUUUAGUGUGGAAAUCCAACUUCCAGCAAGUAGCGCAAUACGGGAUUUCUUUCAAGUAAGCCGCAACAGCACAUACGAGGUUAUGAGAAUUAACACAAUCAGGUCUGCAGCAUUUGGGAACGAACGUUUCAAGCCCAGAUAUGUCGUCUCGAGUCCUGAAGAAGCCGCUUCGGACCGUGGACCAGCAUUUGACUAUGUCAUUCUCUGUGUCAAAGCACUCCCUGAUGUCUACAACCUGGCAGAUAUAAUACAGUCGGUCGUUACGCCUCAGCACACUUGUAUCAUAGUCAACACCACCAACACCUUGGGCGUCGAGAAGCAGUUAGAGAGCAGAUUCCCUACAAACGUCGUGCUUUCUCUGGUAUCAGGAGCAGCUAUUACACAGAUCGGCGCCAGCGAGUUUGAACACACUGGUUCGCGAGAAGUCUGGGUUGGUCCAGCAAACUUGGACGCCAAAAUUCCACACUCUAUUCAAAGGGAUAUGUCUGAAGCCUUAGCCAUGACUCUCACGACUGGCCAAGUCGACUGCAAGGUUUCUGACAAUAUCCGUCAACAACAGUAUGAAAGAAUGAUUGGGCCUAUCGCAUUUCACCCGAUAAGCGUAAUAUUCGAGACCUCGAACUUGUCGGAGCUAAUCAACAAGCCUGGAGUCCGCGAUCUGGUAUCGGACGUCAUUGAAGAGCUCAUCCACUUAGCAAGCUCCAACAAGUGUAUGCUUCCUGCUAACUUCAAGCAAAGGACGAUCGAAUCGAUGAGCCAGUCAUCUCAGGAGCAGAGCACAAUGUACCAGGAUUUUACUGCGAGACGGCCGAUGGAGGUUGAGACAUACUUAGGUGCUCCUACUGAGUUGGCAAAAGAGGCUGGCAUAGCUGUGCCGCGCAUAGAGACAUUGUAUACUAUUCUCCGACACAUCAACGCUACAAACAAGGAUAGACCAGCCCAAGCGACACAGCAAGUGCAUCCUCCACCAGCCAGCGAAAAUCAAACGCCAGUACCUCAGCCUGCUCGUAUGGCACAUAACCCUCCACCUCCACGCCCCAUGAACGGAAACCCAGGUCCCAUGAAUUCAGGUCCUCACAUGCGCCCGAAUGGCAUGCGUAUGGGCCCUCCACCUGCCCGACGAGGUCCGCCUCCUGUCAAUGGAUACCGAGGCAUACCUCCCAAUGGCUAUCCUCCUCGAGGGCCGAGUCAGCUCGGCCGAAGACCAUCUUUUGACGAGAAUAAUAUGGACGAGUUUCAACAUGUCGUUCUGUACGAUGACGUCCCCGAUGGUGAUGUAGCAGCAGCAUAUGGAGAGCCUGGAAACGCUAUGGCUAUGCGCGAGCGCGAACUCAUGCUUCGUGAGAAGGAAUUACGAAUGCGAGAGCACGAAAUAUCCAUGAGAAGCAGGAACGGUAGCAGGAAACCUCAUCAGAGCAAACACCAAGCCUAUAUGGAUGACGAUGAUGAUGACGACGACGCGUUCGACCCAAUGGACAACAGAAUGGCACACGCACCAGUGCUCGAUGCGGACAACAUUGAUAUGAUGAGCGUUACGUCUCGCCGCACGAAACGUGCACCUAGCCAGAGUCAACUUCGACGGGGCAUGUUCGAAGGUGGUGCUCCAAUGAGAGGAGGCUCUCAACGGCCACACAAUGGUCGUCACAGAACCAGCGCUCAACUGAUGUCCGACAUGCCAGUUCUUGGAGGGAAUAUACUUGAUAACCCCAUGACGGGAUUUUCGUCAAACAGAUAUGGUGCUGUCGAUCGUAAAGAGAUGGCUGAUGAAUCGCGUGCCAAUUCGUUAACAGCAAGCAGACUCCAUGAGAUGGGAGGAGCUGGUGGCCCCUAUCCUCAGUCAAGUCGCCGAACGAGCCGCUCGCCUGGCAACCCUCUUAGCCCGAUGGGACCAGGCCCUAUGGCCCCAAUGGGUCGACCUCAUGGGCGACCAUCACCACCAAACGAUACUUACAUGCAAGGUCCACCUCGGAAUGGUCGUCCCUCACCACCAGGUGGGAUGCAGGCACCGGUGCCUAGGUAUCCGGUAGGGCCGGGGAAUUUGAUGCAUGAGCAACAAGCUGGGGUGAGCAAGCCAUACCCACCUAAACCCACCAAAAGUCUGACAGGUAGCGCCAGUGCUAGCGCCAACAGUGGUGAUAGUGGCAGUGCCAACAUCGAAAGCGACCCGUCUGCACACAGCAGCACCAGCAGUUUUGCACCACGAGCGAUGAUGGGAGUCCAUUGA